Molecule: messenger RNA, 1452 nt
Organism: Neurospora crassa OR74A
Lineage: Eukaryota; Fungi; Ascomycota; Sordariomycetes; Sordariales; Sordariaceae
Product: transcription factor TFIID complex subunit Taf13
Exons: 2
Coding region: 464-1111 (215 amino acids)
Biological process (GO): RNA polymerase II preinitiation complex assembly; transcription by RNA polymerase II
Cellular component (GO): transcription factor TFIID complex
Molecular function (GO): protein heterodimerization activity
Source: RefSeq, a predicted model, not a curated record
GUCAUCGUUUUCAACUUCGAACCCGUCCUCCGACAAGACGCCUAAGUUGGGACAUAUGCCGCCGGGCUGGACGCUCUUUUCAAUCAACUAACUAGACAGCUAUCGUACAGCCUACCAGUUUCGCUCGAUUAAUCCAGCGCUGCAUCAUCCUCUCAGUCGUCAAACAUUUGCGCUCCCUCACCACUUAACGCGACAAGGCUGAUCGAGCUCUCGACCCCGCGCAACUCGAAGCUCUAAAUCGCACCAGCCUUCGACGUUGAGCUUCUAGGUCUGCUCAACUGAGCCUCUGAGCCCGUCGAUAAAUUCAGCCUUCUACUCGGUUCCUAUCCAAACCUUCCUCGUUUGCAACGCAUCUCUACUGCGAACCGCAACCUCAAUCCUCCAUCCACCUCCAUCCACCUCACCUUCGUCCAUCACCAUCCUCACACUUCGGGGCCUCAAGCCCACCCACCCCCAGCCCACCAUGGAACCCCGCGCCCGCGCCGGCAAAAAUGUCGGCAAAAUGAAUUUUAACCACAACGAACUAGCCCAACUCCUCUACGGCCACGGCGACCUCAAGAACCCCCUGCCCGAAACCGUGCGCGUGCUCGACGAGCUCAUCACCGACUUCAUCCAGGGCGUCGGCUUCGAAGCCACGCGCGCCGCCCACCACGCCGGCCGACAAAAAGUCAAGUUUGAAGAUUUCGAGUUUGCCAUGCGCCGGAACCCGCGGUUCAUGGGCAAGAUCCAGGAGGUGUUUGAGAAGAAAAAAGAGAUCGAGGCGGCGCGCAAGAAUUUCAACAUUGAGGAUCAGUUGAUGAAGGAUGCGGAUAAGGAGGAGAAGGAGAAGGAAAAGAAGGGGGGUAGUGCUGACAAAGGAGACAAGGAGAAGGGGGAGAAAGGGGAGAAAGAGAAAGAAAAGGGAGGGGAGAAAGGAGGAGGAGGAGGAGAAAAGGAAAAGGAAAAGGGACCGGGAAGUACUGUCUCGGGAUCGGGGUCGGGUUUAGGUUCCGGCGGUGGCGGGACAAAGAGGAAGAGACAGCAGAGUGUGUUGGAGGAUGAAGAGUUGGAUGAGUUGGAUGAUGAUUUGGAGGCCGAGGCGGAUAUUGGCACGGCGACGAAGAGGAGGUAGGAUCUCCUUGGGUGGAACCGUCGUCGCUGAGAGUAUUUCGUUUUGGUUGGUUCCGGGUUUUGGCCAAGUUGGUCUGUGAUUUGGGAAGAAAAGGGGACGACGGCAUGGCAUUAUUUCGUUUUGAUAAUAUGCAUAGCGAGGCGUUAAGGGACAUGGAUACGGUUAGGUUGGUCAAGCAUGGGGAUUAUUGCCUUGAACGGGCUAUGAGCUUAGGAAGUUCUAUCACUCUUGACACAAUAGCUUCCUUUUACAGUAGCCGUAUCAACAUUACUCUUCAUACCAGCCCUUUAUUAAACCCAUCUCUCUCGCUUCGCAAGAAGUGCCCAGGACCUAUUUUCCCG